Plasmodium vivax (malaria parasite P. vivax) is the source of this 2811-nucleotide messenger RNA. Its product is annotated as stearoyl-CoA desaturase (acyl-CoA desaturase, faty acid desaturase), putative. Gene Ontology annotation, biological process: unsaturated fatty acid biosynthetic process. Gene Ontology annotation, molecular function: iron ion binding; stearoyl-CoA 9-desaturase activity. Gene Ontology annotation, cellular component: endoplasmic reticulum membrane. The coding region runs from base 1 to 2811 and encodes 936 amino acids. The record is from RefSeq and is a predicted model, not a curated record. The transcript is spliced from 2 exons. NCBI's taxonomy places the organism in Eukaryota, Apicomplexa, Aconoidasida, Haemosporida, Plasmodiidae.
AUGUGGGAGGCCUUUAGCAAAAGCUAUCUGAAUAUCGAACAUGUAGGAGUGAUUUAUAUAACAUAUGUCGUUUUUUUGGCGUCCUGCUACAUCUUCAGGAAAUGUUUCUCCGAUAAGUUUAUUCAUUUUGUAAAUAUUUCCAAGGGACUGUUGGUUACUCUCAUAUCUUUAUUAAGUUUGAAAUACGUUGAUCUGAACAUCACGUUGGGGAUUAACUUGCUUCAUGUGUAUAACAUUUCGCAACUGUGUACCUUUUUAGAGUCCCUUUGCGCCAAUAAGAAAAAAACAAAUGAAAAACCAGCGACUGAGGAGAACAGAGUUGUCCACAAAUACGAAAUUAGCAAAGAAAAUGAAAACGAGUACAGAAAUGAAUACGAAUUGAUCGGAGAUACUUCGAAACACCUGGAACAGUUAGCAAAGAAAAUUUUAAAUAACGAAAAAAGUAUAAAAGAAAAUGAAGGGAUCUUAAAGGAAAAAGAAAUUAUAGACGAAAUUGAGAAAAAAGAAAGAGAAGAAGAAGAAUAUAUGAAAAAAAAAAAUACCCUUGAUUCGCAGAAAAAAAGAGACAGAUCAAAAUCAAAUAGUAUUUGGAUUUACUUUUUUUUCUCGCAAACAUUUUAUGUAUUCUUCUACUUUUUUUUCUGGAGGUAUAUUCACAACAUCAUGAUUAUAAAGGUGUAUUUGACUCUACAGCUGAGCAAAAGUCUGACUUCUUUAGCUAGCCAUUUUUAUCAUAACAAUACAAACAUAAAGUUAUUUAAACGAAUUAACCACUUCCUGAGCAUUACUUAUAUGAUAUGGCUGAGUCUAUUUUUUACAAAAUUACUGUACACCUCUAAUGAUAACUCAAAAUUACUUCAGAAUUUUUCAGUCCUUUCUAUCUUAUUCCACGUAUAUUACGCCUACAUGGUCUUCGUGAAUUAUAUUUAUACGUACCACAAGCAGUUCAGAUCCUCCCUAUUUUCUUUCAUUUUGUUUUUCCAUAUAUUUGGCGUGAUUGGCAUGAUCAAGUUGUAUUACCAUGAGUAUGGAAGGUCCUUGUUUGCUCAGUGCAUAAUAUUUUACUUAAUAAACGGGUUCGGCAUAACCUUCGGAGCACACCGUCUGUGGUCCCACCGAGCAUUUAAAGCGGGUACCUUCGUGCAGGUUCUCUUCCUAAUUCUGAACAGCUUUGCGAACCAAGGAAGCGUAAUAACGUGGUCCAAAAACCACCGCCUGCAUCAUAAGUACAGUGAUACCAAGUACGAUCCGCAUAACAUAAGAUAUGGAUUCUUCUAUAGCCAUGUUGGAUGGUUAUUAUAUCAGAAGACAAAAUAUGUGAAGGAGAAGGAGAAAGAAAUAUAUGUGGAUGAUUUAUUACAGAACCCACUUCUCCUAUGGCAACAUAAAUUGGAUCCAUAUUUUAACUUUUUUUUUUGUUUCAUUGUACCGGGAAUAUAUACCUAUUUUAUGUAUAACAGUUUCUGGGACGGAUUCUUCAUUUUGGGAGCGCUCAGAUGGAUCAUCACGUUACACGCCACAUGGUCGAUCAACAGUGCCUCGCAUUCAUUUGGACAUAGACCCUACAAUAAUGAUAUAAAAGCUUCAAACAACAUUUUCACCUCCAUUGUGGCGCUGGGAGAAGGAUGCCACAACUACCAUCAUGUUUUCCCCUACUGCUAUGCCAUGAACGAAAAUUUCUACAUUCUGAGCAUAAACCCAACUAAAUACGUCAUUCAGUUUUUUUACCACUUGGGAUUGGUAUGGGACUUGAAGUGUGCGCAGAAUAUCUGCAAGGAGGUACGCCUGAAGGAGGCGCAGAAAUUGGAGAAGAAAAACAAAUUAUUAAGCGAAAAUAUUAAAAAUGAAAUAAUGAAGAAGGAAGACACGAGCUACGUAACAGACCUCAUGAACUCGUUCACAGCACUUUGCAAUGACUACAUAAACAUCUCCACCUUUAGGUACAUCACGUAUUUAUUGAGAGAUUUUGCAAUAAUGAUGACCAUUUUGCUGAUUCACGUGUACUACUGCUAUAACAAAUAUGGAAAUGGAACUUUAUUUUCAAACAUGUCUAAAAAUUUUGAAGCAAUAGAGAGCAACAAGCUAAUUUCUGUUUGCUCAUUUGUAUUUUUUCACAUCAUAUUAUAUGCCCUCCCCAUGGGAACCAUGUUCGCAAGUCUGUAUUCCUUGGUUUACGAAUGCAAGAGAGGAUUACUUUUUAAAAACCCAUUUUUAAAUAACUUCUUUGGAAGUAUCAUUUCGUCCUUCAUACUUCUACCAUACACAUCGGAGAAUUCGAGAAAAUCGUUACUAAUAUCGUUGAACGAAGAUUUUUUAAAAGUGUUAAAAGGACCCAUUUAUUUCGAUUUGUAUUCAUUCAUAUUUACCAUAUUUCUGGGAUUGUACGGACUGGCCACCUACAUAUUUGGACACUUUUACUUUUUAAUAUUUUUCAUAGCACCCUAUGUAGUUUUUAACGCGUGGUUAUUAACUUACAUUUAUUUGUUGAAUAAUCCACCCUUUUUUACUGUGGACAUGAAUGCCAAGGACGUCGAUAUAAGUGUUUUAAAUUACGUGGCCUUCCAAUCCCUACUUGAGUGGAAAAAAAACAAUUCCAUUUAUCAGAGCAAAAAAAGAUUGUACAAAAUAGUUUUCUUCUUCUUAAAUUUUAUACACCAUCAUUUGUGCUACACACACAUUGUGGAGUUCAUCAAUUCGAAAAUUCCCAGUUACCGAACGAAGGAAAUUUACAAGCAGUUUGACAAAACGUUGGACCAGUACCACUCCCUGCGCAAUGACAAAUUUAUUGAAAUUUUGAAGCAAUUCUUAUGA